Molecule: messenger RNA, 1050 nt
Organism: Indicator indicator
Lineage: Eukaryota; Metazoa; Chordata; Aves; Piciformes; Indicatoridae
Gene: TMPRSS5
Product: transmembrane serine protease 5
Exons: 9
Coding region: 1-1050 (349 amino acids)
Biological process (GO): proteolysis
Cellular component (GO): membrane
Molecular function (GO): serine-type endopeptidase activity
Source: RefSeq, a predicted model, not a curated record
AUGGCUUCAGUGUCUUUCAGGAUAAAGGCAGCAGACUCCUUGCUGGAGGCACAGGUGGAAGGCCACCCUGGAUGGCUCCUGGCAUGCUACGAGCGCUGGAGUCCUUCCCUGGGCACUCUGCUCUGUCAGCAGCUCGGGUACCUCAGGAUGAUCCACCAGAAAGCAGUGAACCUGAGGGACGUGAGGGUGCCUGGCACACAGGAGUUCCUGCAGCUGACAGCACCCCCGGAGGGCAGCCUGGAAGACAGGUGGCAGGUCAGGAGCAGCUGUGACUCGGGGCACGUCGUGGCUCUGCAGUGCUCAGAGUGCGGGCAGCGCCCCGGCGCUGCGCGGGUGGUCGGGGGCAGGGACGUGCCCGUGGGGCGCUGGCCCUGGCAGGUCAGUCUGUACCAGGGCUCCCAGCACCACUGCGGAGGCUCCGUGCUGGCCCCGGAGUGGAUCGUGACGGCAGCUCACUGCGUGCACAGUUACAGGCAGCUGCCAGCCUCCCCCUGGCUGGUUGUCGCGGGGGUUGUGUCGCACAGCUCAGCCCCGCGGGAGGCUGGGGUGUCCGUGCAGAAAGUCGUCUCCCACCCCCUCUACAACGCCAGCAGCCUGGACUAUGACAUCGCCCUGCUGAAGCUCCAGGUCCCCCUGCACUUCUCAGAUGCCAUCCGAGCUGUCUGUCUGCCACCCUUCCACCAGAACCUCUUCCAGGGCACACAGUGCUGGGUCUCUGGCUGGGGCUACACCAGGCCAGGCCAAGGGCAGGUUGCUGGGACUCUGAAGGAAGCACUGGUUCCCUUAAUUGGCACCAAGAGGUGCAACAGCUCCUGCAUGUACCAGGGAGAGCUCACUGCCAGGAUGCUGUGUGCUGGGCACCCCCAUGGCAGGAUUGAUGCAUGCCAGGGGGACAGUGGUGGUCCCCUGGUCUGCCAGGAGGAGCUGACCUGGCGCCUGGUGGGCAUUGUGAGCUGGGGGCAGGGCUGUGCUGAACCCAACCACCCUGGGGUUUACACCAACGUGGCUCAGCUGCUGCCAUGGAUUCACCACACCACUGAGAUCUACUAG